Drosophila erecta is the source of this 1868-nucleotide messenger RNA. Its product is annotated as probable protein phosphatase 2C T23F11.1. Bases 377 to 1489 code for a protein of 370 amino acids. The transcript has 4 exons. The record is from RefSeq and is a predicted model, not a curated record. Gene Ontology annotation, molecular function: protein serine/threonine phosphatase activity; cation binding. NCBI's taxonomy places the organism in Eukaryota, Metazoa, Arthropoda, Insecta, Diptera, Drosophilidae. Gene Ontology annotation, biological process: protein dephosphorylation.
UCAGCGCAGCUUGCAUUUGGCGCCGCUCCUCCUCGCCCAUCUUCUCUCCACUUCUCUCCGUUUUUUGCCCUGUUUUCCAUUACUGUUCUGCUCUUCUGGUUUUCUGUUUUUAUUUCUUUGGUUUUGCGCAAGUUUAGAUAUGCUGCGAACUGUGAACUAAUUACGGAGUUACGAUAAACGCGAAGCGGAAUAUCUGGCUUAUCACACAGCCCAUUUAACACCUGCCCUUUGAACCCGUGGCGAACGCCAACGCGAACCCGAACGGUAUCCAAUUCCGGAUCGCGAUCCGGCCCUGAAAUCUCCACAAAAGCGACGUAAAUCGAUAACACAUCCCCCACAGUCCACACAACACACUCCACACACCACACAAGCCGCAAUGGGUCAGACUCUAUCGGAACCGGUGACCGCCAAGGAGUCCUCGUACUGCCAGAACGCCGCCUACCGCGUGGGCAGCUCCUGCAUGCAGGGGUGGCGCAUCAACAUGGAGGACUCGCACACCCACAUCCUGUCCCUGCCGGGCGAUCCGGGAGCGGCCUUCUUUGCCGUCUACGAUGGGCACGGAGGCGCUACGGUGGCCCAGUACGCCGGCAAGCACCUGCACAAGUUCGUUCUCAAGCGGCCGGAGUACAACGACAACAUCGAACAGGCGCUGCAGCAGGGCUUUCUGGACAUAGACCUCGUGAUGCUGCGCAACAAGACCUGUGGUGACCAGAUGGCUGGCUCGACUGCCGUUGUGGUUCUGGUCAAAGACAACAAGCUGUAUUGCGCAAACGCAGGAGACUCGCGCGCCAUUGCCUGCGUAAACGGACAACUGGAGGUACUGUCGCAGGACCACAAGCCCAACAACGAGGCGGAGUCCAAGCGGAUCAUCGAAGGCGGCGGCUGGGUGGAGUUCAAUCGCGUCAACGGAAAUCUGGCACUUUCCCGGGCCCUCGGAGACUAUGUCUUCAAGCAGGAGAACAAAAGACCGGAAGAUCAAAUCGUCACAGCCUACCCGGACGUGGAGACGCGCAAAAUCAUGGAAGAUUGGGAAUUCAUCGUGCUGGCAUGCGAUGGAAUUUGGGAUGUUAUGAGCAAUGCGGAAGUGCUUGAGUUUUGUCGCACACGUAUCGGUAUGGGCAUGUAUCCGGAGGAGAUCUGCGAGGAGCUGAUGAAUCACUGCCUGGCACCCGACUGCCAAAUGGGCGGCCUUGGCGGCGACAAUAUGACCGUGGUGCUGGUGUGCCUACUCCACGAUCGUCCCUACAGCGAUCUGAUAGCCCGCUGCCGGAAUAGCAGCCAGGCGACAAAUGACCAAAAGGUAGCCGGCGAUGCGACAAAGGAUGAUGUCGCAAAGGACGAAGCCGAGGCGGAAACUGAUACCGAAACGGAAACGCAAACCAAACCCUGCCAGAAGCAAUCCAAUUCCGGUCCCAUGGACGAAGAAGGGAAGCUGGCGACGCAUCUAAACAAAAUGGCAGCGAUCGAAAGCCACUAUAUCUACGAUUAAUUAGGGUUACUCAAAUACCGCUUAGGUCAACUCUUUAUACUUAACAACGCAAGUGUUCUUGGUUAAGUUUUAUAUAGACACAACACACUAUCGUACGCCACACAGUCCUUACCAAAAUGUUUGCUCCGAUUAUUAAUAAUUGUUUUAAUUGUAACCCCACGAUGCGUGUAUAUACAACAUAUGCCUUGUCUAACUAUAUAAUUGAAUGAUUUACUAUGUUUUGUGAUGCCCGAGCAAAAUGGAUAAAAAUAAUUGUAUUACUCGUUUAGUAUUUAUGUACCUAAAUAUACUUGUAAAAGUUGUUUGGGACCGAUCUUUAAGAAAUGAGUGCGAAGUUUCAAAAUUAAAAAUGAAGAAAAUGUUUUGUAGUGCCCAAGAA